GGUGCACGGAGAUUGGGGGUCGAGCUGUGGCUGCACAUGAGAAGGUAUAUCCUAGGCUCGCUGUCAUUCCCAUGGGAUGGUCUUGGGCUUUAUGGAUGCGCCAGAAGAUACACGAGAGGCUAGUCGAGGCAGCUGGCUCGGACCCCAAGUUUAGGAUCACCGACAAGACGCGCGCUCCGGACCUCAGCCAGCCGUGCCACACGCAGUAUGUGGACAACUACAUUGCGAUCUCGACCGACCGGGUUGUCGCAGUUGAUGCCAGCGAGUGGGGCCUCGGGGCCUGCUCGAGCCGCUGCGGAUCCUCGCUCUGUUCCCAGGUCGGCCGCACAUCCGAGAGGGAAAUGAUUGAGCAGGAUUGGAGGGUGGUGGGCCGUUUCGAGUGGCGGAAGAAGGGCGAGAGCAUCCCGGUCCUGGAGGCCCGCGCUACCCUGUACGGCUACAGCGCCGUGGCGCUGGAGCAGGCGCUGCCGACGGGACUGCUGGCACGCGGACCCCAGGCGGAUGUGGCCGCUCCGCAGGCGCCGGGCAGGCCGCCGCGCAUGGCGUCGGCGCCGACCUCGAGCCGGCCUACGUCGUCAGCAUGUCUCCGAGUGCCGGCGGCGCGCCAGCAGCGUCUCGUGCGGCGGCGGCCGGCCGCCUCAGCUGCCCCCCCGGGCUCGGUUGGGCCCAAGCGCCGCAAGGUGAGCCAGCGAGCCUCGCGGGCUGCGGCUCGGCGGUCUACAGCUGCGCGGCUGCCGGGCAUGACUGCGCUGGAGGCGGCGUCCAUCAAGCCGAGGACGCGGGACCGUUACCAGGAGAUCUUCGCCGACUUCCUGGCGUGGGCGAACGGCCGUCGUCUGACGACCGAGGACCUUGUGGACCAGGCGAUCGCGGAGUGGCUGGACGACCUCUACCUGGGCGGCGAGGACCUGAGUGCAGGGCCCUGGGCGUAUGCGGCGGUGACCUUCUUCACCGGCCUGAACAGAGCGUCGGGCGCGUUGAUGCCUCGGUCGCGCCGCGCCCUCCAGGGCUUUCGCAAGCUCGCGCCACCGCGAUCUCGAUUGCCGAUGCCCUACAUGGUAGUGGCGAUGGCGGUGAUGGAGCUCCUGGCCCGACAGCGCUAUCAAAGUGCGCUCGCCGUCCUCCUCAUCUUCGAGCUGCACCUGAGGCCCGGAGAGGCGUUCCACAUCAGGGCGGUGGACCUCGUCCCGCCCGUGGCGAGGGUCAGCGGAGCGACCCACUGGUGCGUGACUCUCCAUGCUGCCGAGACCGAGAGGGAGUCCAAGACCGGCGAGUUCGACGAAAGCCUCUCUCUGGAUCUCGGCCGGCAGUCCUUCCUCGGGCCCGCGCUCGACCUGAUGCUGAGGCACCAGCUGGGCGCAGACUGGCGGCGCGCGGAGCAGAAGCACGUCGGCUCCGGCCUGCACCCGGCAGCGCCGCUGUUCACCGCGACGCUCGACGAGGUGACGAGGGACUUCAAGGUGGCCGUCGAAACGCUGGGGGCGGAGACCGCCCUGGGCGCCGCCCACAUGCACAUGCUGCGGCACGGCGGCGCCUCGCACGACUACGCCUCGGGCUGCCGCCGCUUGGAGGACGUGCGCCGUCGCGGGCGCUGGCGUUCGUGGUCCUCGGUCCGGCGCUGCGAGAAGGGGAGCAGGUUGGGUCAGGUCGUUCACAAGCUCGGGCCGGUGCUUCAGGCCCACGGCAAACUUUGCGUCGAGCUGCUGAGCGAGCGUGUCUUCGUCGAGGUCUUCUCGGGCAGCGGCCACCUCUCGGAAGCGAUCUCGAGGGUAGGUGUCACCGCCCUGCUGUGGGACAUUAGCCUCGGCGAGAUGUACGACCUUAGGUGCAAGCGCAAUCGCCUCCUGCUCCUUGGGUGGGUGAGGGCCGGGCUGGUGGCUGGCGCCCAUGUGGCCACGCCGUGCUCGUCCUUCAGCCGGGCCCGAUACAUCCCCCCGGGGCCCCACAGGCUCCGAAGCGAUUCGGAGCCUAUGGGCCUUGGGGGGCUGUCCCAGGCCGAUCAGGAGAAGGUGGCGAUUGGUAACAUGCUGAUGCUGUUUCCCGCUUCCCUUAUCCGUGAAUGCAGGCAGGUUCAGGUGCCGUGCUCAUUGGAGAACCCGGCCAGAAGCCGUCUCUGGAUUUGCCCUGCUAUGCGACGUCUCUCCCGUGCUCAGGGCAUCACUGUUAUCACCACCGAUUUCUGUCAAUGGGGGGUGCCCUGGGAGAAGAGCACCACCUUCUUGUGCUACGAUCUUGACCUGGCCGAGCUUGAGGCGGCCAGAUGUGUUGGGAGUAAGAGAGGCAUCUGUAAGCGUACCAAUCUUCCCCAUCAGCAGCUCCAAGGCAAAGAUCAGGCCGGCAAUUUCUACACCGAGCUUGCUGAACCCUACCCUAAAAGGUUGCGUAAAGCUAUCGCGGACGCUUAUCACAACUCUUGGGCCAAAUGUCUCGGGGAGUCCUUUGGGCGCUUUAUGCAGUAA
Molecule: messenger RNA, 2459 nt
Organism: Prorocentrum cordatum
Lineage: Eukaryota; Dinophyceae; Prorocentrales; Prorocentraceae
Source: the annotation of a GenBank genome assembly